Molecule: messenger RNA, 713 nt
Organism: Nematocida parisii ERTm1
Lineage: Eukaryota; Fungi; Microsporidia
Exons: 1
Coding region: 1-693 (230 amino acids)
Cellular component (GO): proteasome core complex
Molecular function (GO): threonine-type endopeptidase activity
Source: RefSeq, a predicted model, not a curated record
AUGUAUACAAUGCUCAUAUUAUAUUUCUCUGUUUUUAUUUACAGAAUGCUAAGAGUAGAUUUCCAGGGAAGCACGCACACAGAGAAGGCUGCAAGCCUAGGAACGACAAUUAUUGCAGUAAAGUAUAAAGACGGCGUGAUAUUGGGGGCAGACAGCAGAACAUCGAUGGGGACGUAUGUCUCAAACCGAGUCACCAGGAAGAUCACAAAGCUUAUAGAUAAUGUAUAUACAUGCCGGUGCGGGUCAGCAGCAGACACGCAGGCAAUAGCAGACUAUGCAAAGAGAAUUAUGAACACGGGAAUAUACUGCCAUGGGCAGAAGCCACUUGUAAAGGAUGUGGCUGUGGCCAUAAAGAAGAUUGUAUGGGACGCAACUGACCAGGGAGUUACAGCAGGAUUUAUUGUAGCGGGUGUAGAUGAGACUGGCGGGCAUGUCUUUACUAUUCCGCUGGGUGGUGCGCUGAUAGAGCAGAACUGGUCAAUUGCAGGGUCCGGGUCUGCGUAUAUAUCUGGGCUAGGGGACAGUACAUUCAAAGAGGAAAUGACAAAGGAAGAAGCAGUAGAGUUUGUUAAAAAGAUGGUUUCUCAUGCAAUGUACAGAGAUAACUCCUCUGGUGGAUGCGUGCGCAUGAUGAUUGUGACUGAGGCAGGGACUGAAGAAAUAACUAUUCUAGGAAACGAAGUAGAGGUCUAAAGAGUAUGCACAAAGACAGA